UAUGAUGUUAGAGAAUUACGGCUUUCAAAAAUGUGUCAGGAUUUUUAUUCUACAGUGAUGUCUUUAGAUGGACCUUGGAUGGUUACGCAAGUUGGCCUGAGCUAAGGAGUAUCUUGCUCUACAAGCAGAUUCCUGUGUCUUUCUCCUGGAACGUAACUGUUGAAACUACAAUGGAUACAGUUCGUAGCAGUAGAUACAGCAUUGUAUCCACAGAUGAGGAAGGCCUCCGUAUGCCAUCCCUGGGUCUUAAUGGUCACUGGUCAUCUUCCCUCCACUACCCUCAUUCACGGCGGAAAAGACGCAACCGUUUUGUUAAAAAGAAUGGUCAGUGUAAUGUCUACUUUGCAAAUCUCAGCAACAAAUCCCAACGUUACAUGGCUGACAUUUUUACGACAUGUGUGGACACACGUUGGCGAUACAUGCUGCUCAUCUUCUCAGCUGCUUUCUUAGCAUCAUGGCUUUUCUUUGCCUUUCUCUUCUGGUGCAUUGCAUUGCUUCAUGGGGACUUUGCUGUUGGUAGCAGUGUGAUUCCAGUAGGGAGAUCAGGCCCACCCAAACCAUGCCUGAUGCAUGUUAAUAGCUUUGUUGAAGCUUUUCUCUUCUCAGUAGAGACACAGACUACAAUAGGGUACGGGUUCCGUUGUGUAACUGAUGAAUGCCCUUUAGCCAUUCUUGCUGUAGUGGCACAGUCCAUCCUUGGCUGUCUCAUCGACUCUUUCAUGAUUGGUACAAUAAUGGCCAAAAUGGCUCGGCCCAAGAAACGAGCCCAAACACUACUUUUUAGUCAUCAUGCUGUAAUUGCCCAAAGAGAUGGUAAACUCUGUUUGAUGUGGAGAGUUGGAAAUCUACGCAAAAGUCACAUUGUAGAAGCCCAUGUCAGAGCCCAACUGAUCCGUCCCUAUGUUACCCAAGAGGGUGAGUAUCUCCCUGUGGAUCAGCGGGACUUGAAUGUGGGAUAUGACAGUGGGCUGGAUCGCAUCUUUCUGGUUUCACCAAUCAUUAUAGUGCAUGAGAUUGAUGAGGAGAGCCCUCUCUAUACAAUGGGAAAGGAGCAAUUAGAAGAAGAAGACUUUGAGAUUGUUGUUAUUUUAGAAGGCAUGGUGGAAGCCACAGCUAUGACAACUCAAGCUCGUAGUUCAUACUUAGCAAGUGAAAUCCGCUGGGGACAAAGGUUUGAGCCUGUUGUAUUUGAGGAGAAGAAUCAUUACAAAGUGGAUUAUUCCCACUUCCACAAAACCUACCAGGUGCCAGGAACCCCUGUGUGUAGCGCACGAGAAUUGCACGAAAGCCGUAUAACUGCUUUACCUUCCCCAAGCGCCUUCUGCUAUGAAAAUGAGCUGGCUCUUCUUAGCCAAGAGGAGGAUGAGGAUGAAGAAGCUGUUGGAGGUGUACCAGAUGAAGGAGUUAUCCAUGUUAUGGGGAGUCAUUUAGAACUCGAUCGCCUUCAGGCUUCCAUGGCAUUAGACAACAUUUCUUACAGAAGGGAGUCAGCUAUAUGAUGUCAAUACCAAGACUGGAGUACUUUUCCAAGGCCACACCUAGGCGGGUGUUGGUGUAUUUCUUUGUGUGUGUCUAUGUCUUUAUUUCCGGUUAAAAUAAUUAACCUUUUGCACUGCAAAAAAAACAAGUUACAUUGGACAUGUACUGACUUCUCCAGCAGAUUGUUGCUACUUUUACAAAUAUGAAUAUGUAUGCUAUGAAAGCAGGGAACAUCAGCCAUUUUCCUUGUGUUCUUGAGAAAGGGAACA
Molecule: messenger RNA, 1748 nt
Organism: Nanorana parkeri
Lineage: Eukaryota; Metazoa; Chordata; Amphibia; Anura; Dicroglossidae
Gene: KCNJ4
Product: potassium voltage-gated channel subfamily J member 4
Exons: 2
Coding region: 171-1499 (442 amino acids)
Biological process (GO): regulation of monoatomic ion transmembrane transport; potassium ion import across plasma membrane
Cellular component (GO): plasma membrane
Molecular function (GO): inward rectifier potassium channel activity
Source: RefSeq, a predicted model, not a curated record